ACCUCAGCUGAUAAGUCGCGCAAGCCUGCAACUUCCCCAUUGACACACAACUAAACUCGUAAAGCGCAAACCGAGGGACAAACUCAUAGAGGCGCGCACAAAGAGUUGCCAGAAGCGACCGUUGCCUGCAACAACGCGGAAUCCAAGAGGCUAUGGACAGAAGGAUGAACUUGAACGGCGGUGCAGGGGACAUUUUUCACAAAACUCUCAGCGCCGUGUCCACUAAAAAAAUGGACCCUUUCAGGUCGUCGGCCGGCAUUGAACUAGCAGCCAGAGACCGCCAGUCACCUAUCAGCUGCUUUGACCAGACCGAUCAAGACUCGAUUCAGCCGGGAGGACUGGCGGGAGGUAGAGGGGGGCCACUGGGUCUGCCGACCGGAUCUUUGUGCGUUAAUUUCGGUGAGAGCGCCAACAGGAUCUCGGCAGCGGAGAGCAGCGGCGGAGAGCAGAGUCAAGACGAUGACAGCGACGGCAGGUGUGACAUGGUCCUUUUGGCCGACGGGCGGACGGUGCCCUCGGGGAAAGGAGAAGGAGGUAAGAAAACCAAAGAGCAGAAAACACUGAGGCUAAACAUCAAUGCCAGAGAAAGACGACGGAUGCACGAUCUGAACGACGCGCUGGAUGAGCUCAGAGGGGUCAUCCCUUACGCGCACAGCCCGUCAGUUCGGAAACUCUCCAAAAUUGCCACUUUGCUCCUCGCCAAAAACUACAUCCUCAUGCAGGCGCAGGCUCUGGAGGAGAUGAGGAGGCUAGUGGCGUAUCUCAACCAGGGCCAAGCCAUCUCUGCUGCCUCGAUACCGGCCACCACUGCCCUCGCAGCUCCAGGCUUGGGCGCGUACGACCAGCCGCCCGGAUAUCCCUUCCCCACCGGAGUGGCUGCGUCCUCCUGCCCAGAUAAAUGUGCCCUAUUCAACAACGCCACCUCCAGCCUCUGCAAACAGUGCACUGACAAGCCUUAACUGCGCCUGACAAAGGACUCAGAGAAGCACAGGGGAGAAAAGAAA
Perca flavescens (yellow perch) is the source of this 1004-nucleotide messenger RNA. RefSeq names its product basic helix-loop-helix family, member e22 (gene bhlhe22). Gene Ontology annotation, biological process: sensory organ development; positive regulation of transcription by RNA polymerase II; axon development. Bases 153 to 959 code for a protein of 268 amino acids. Gene Ontology annotation, molecular function: DNA-binding transcription factor activity, RNA polymerase II-specific; protein dimerization activity; E-box binding. The transcript has a single exon. The record is from RefSeq and is a predicted model, not a curated record. Lineage: Eukaryota; Metazoa; Chordata; Actinopteri; Perciformes; Percidae. Gene Ontology annotation, cellular component: nucleus.